Mugil cephalus (flathead mullet) is the source of this 4094-nucleotide messenger RNA. It is a transcript of the gene pou3f2b, whose product is annotated as POU class 3 homeobox 2b. Bases 404 to 1549 code for a protein of 381 amino acids. Gene Ontology annotation, biological process: brain development; regulation of transcription by RNA polymerase II. Gene Ontology annotation, cellular component: nucleus. The record is from RefSeq and is a predicted model, not a curated record. Lineage: Eukaryota; Metazoa; Chordata; Actinopteri; Mugiliformes; Mugilidae. The transcript has a single exon. Gene Ontology annotation, molecular function: DNA-binding transcription factor activity, RNA polymerase II-specific; RNA polymerase II cis-regulatory region sequence-specific DNA binding.
CAAUCCUGGUCUCCAGGAACUAGUCUACUUACAGUCUGAGUCUGAGAAAGAACGUGAUUAUCAAAGAAAAUCAACUGUAUCUUACAGUUGCACUGCUGGUCCCGGUGCUCCGUCUCUCCAUGCUGCACUCCGGCUCUCCGCUUCCACGGGAGCCUCAACUCGCACCUCUCCAACAAAGAGAGUAGUGUUUGUUGCGACUUCCGCGCAGCCAAUCGCCACGCUGUUGCCCUUGGUAACCACGUCCAUCAUCCUUCCACAUCCAAUAACUGGCAGGGGCGGGGCGGAGUCCAGGUGCGCCUCGGCGUCCACUUGGCAGAGCGCCUGGGAGCCGCCUGUGGGCAGGAGAGGAUCUGUCAAAUGCGAGGUUCCUUUAAUAAGAGCGACCAGUCCGGCUCCGAGAGUCAUGGCGACCGCAACGUCUAACCACUACAACAUCCUCACCUCCAGCGCAUCCAUCGUGCACUCGGAGCCCGGCAGCAUGCAGCAAGCCACGGCGUACCGGGACGCGCAGAGCCUGUUGCAGAGCGACUACCCGCUGCAGAGCAACAGCCACACGCUCAGCCACGCACACCAGUGGAUCACGGCGCUGUCCCACGGAGAAGCAGCCCCGUGGUCCUCCAGCCCGCUCGGCGCAGAGCAGGACAUCAAACCCGCGGUGCAGGGCGCCCGGGACGAGAUGCACAAUUCCAGCAGCAACCUGCAGCACCAGUCACGGCCGCCUCACCUGGUGCACCAGACGCACGGGAACCACCACGACGCCCGGGCGUGGAGAACCACCACCGCGGCGCACAUACCGAGCAUGGCGACGACGAACGGCCAAAGCCUUAUUUACUCCCAGCCGGGUUUCAGCGUCAAUGGGCUGAUCCCGGGAAGCGGGCAGGGGAUGCACCACCACAACCUAAGAGACAGCCAUGAGGACCACCACAGCCCGCACCUCAGCGAACACGGCCACACUCCGUCCCAGCAUCAGCACCAGCACCGGCCGCAGAGCCACCACGACCACUCGGACGAGGAUACGCCGACCUCGGACGACCUGGAGCAAUUCGCCAAGCAGUUCAAACAGCGCAGGAUCAAGCUGGGCUUUACGCAGGCGGACGUGGGACUCGCCCUGGGGACCCUGUACGGAAAUGUGUUUUCCCAAACCACCAUAUGCAGGUUUGAGGCCCUGCAGCUCAGCUUCAAAAACAUGUGCAAGCUGAAGCCUCUGUUGAACAAGUGGCUGGAGGAGGCAGACUCCACGUCGGGCAGCCCGACCAGCCUGGACAAAAUCGCGGCGCAGGGAAGGAAAAGAAAAAAACGGACUUCAAUCGAGGUAAGCGUAAAAGGAGCUUUGGAGAGCCAUUUUUUGAAGUGUCCUAAACCGGCAGCGUCGGAAAUAAUCAACCUGGCGGACAGUCUGCACCUGGAGAAAGAAGUGGUCAGGGUUUGGUUUUGUAACAGGAGACAGAAGGAGAAACGCAUGACCCCUCCCGGAGGAGCCCUGCCGGGAAGCGAGGAUGUGUACGGGGACACGCCGCCGCACCACGGGGUCCAGACCCCUGUCCAAUGAACUCCGCUGGACCGCUCCUCCAGGACUUGUUUAUCUUUUUUAUUUAUCCCCAAGGUUAUAUAUAAAUCACUGGACUAUGAAACGAUAUAGUGGGUGUUUUAUGUAUAAUAGAUUGCAGUGAGUACUUAAACAAUAUCUGCAGUGAAUGUCUGUGGAAAAUGGAAAAAUGUAUGAGGGGAGGACAGGACAGAUUUUCCUCUCCCAGAGCUAAAGGAACAUAAGCCUGUGUUGUGUUCUCCGAGGAUAUAUGCCCAGCACUGUGACUCGACGCAGUUUCAAGGUGUAGCCCCUAUUGUGUAUUGAAAUUAUACUUGACGAAAAAGAGAAGGGAGGGGAGAGAGGGUGCCCCGUUUUCGUCUCAGAAAGGCAUAGCCGAAUGGUUUCCAUCCGGUACUUUUAUAUCAAAUCCAACAUUUUUUUUGCCGUGCGUAAAAGGGAAAGUAAAGACGCUUUUAGUUUUGUAGCUCUAAACUGUGCGCGUCCAGCAGGGAUGGGUGGAUGGGUGCGUGGGUGGUGGAGGUGAGGGGGGGUCAAAGGAGCUGCGUUAAUGGAAUAAACUGGAGGCCGGUAAAGGCUACUGCCCCAGUCCGGUGGAGUCCAGCUGAGGGUGAGCAUCGUCUGAGUCCCAUCUGUCAGCGAGGAAGCACAGAGCCUCUCUGCUUUACAAAAAAAAAAAAAAAAAAAUGCUGGGAAACUGCAGGCCAUUCAGAGCCAGCUCUUUAUUCUGUGAGGACUGAGGUCAGGGUUUAGUUAUAUAUACAGAUUAUUAUUAUUAUGAUUAUUAUUAUGACUAUUAUUGUUAUUAUUAUUAGUCCAUGUGCACCUCCUUGACCAAGCUUCAAUAACUGGCCUGAGUGCAGCCAUGUGCUGGGCAAAAACUGUACGACCUCCAUCACGAGUCAAACAGCAGGGUUAACGCAAAGUCCGUUAUAUUUUCCACACAGCAAGCUCAAAUAAUAUGAUUCCUCCCCCUCAGAGCGACUCCCAGCUCCAGGAAGGUCUCCGUGGCGAUUCAUUGGAUUAUAUGGCACUUUUCCACAACAAGAUGGGCUCUAGACACACAGGUCUCUACAAAAAUAAGAUGGCAGCAACUCUCACAGAACAUUUGGAUCCACUUUUGUAAAUAUUGUAUAACUUUAAAAGUCAUGGCUUCAUCCCUUUUCUUUUUUUUUCUUUCUAUCUUCACUGGGGCACUUUUUGGAUUGAUGUUUUCCAAUACAAGCAGGUUGAAUUUCAGAAUCCAGUUUCCACUCAUAGCCUACCUACUGCCUUGUAUUUUGUGUGCUGUUAAAGGUUCUUUUUUGUUGUUGUUAUUGUUGCCGAAAUUAUGCUUAUUUACAAUUUAAUAAUUUCCUGUGGCGCGUUUUAUUUCUAAAGAUGUCUAAAUAUGUUUUUGUUUUGUUUUGUUUUCAACACGUAAGUUUAAUUUGUUUGAGGAGUUUUGUCAUUUGGCGUCCGCUCUGAAAUGACAUUGGAUUGUGUUUCCAAUCAAAGUAGAGUGCUUUAAAGACUUCAUUCAGAUUAAUCGAUGGGGUGGAAAGCUGUCUUCAAAUAAAUCAGAAUAAUUUUAAGAGAUGAAAAGAAUUAGUGUUUGAAAAAAAUUUAAUUAAAUUAAAUAAUACGGCCUUUAUAUUUCUACCCAAAUCACAUUUUAGUGACAUUCCAAAAAUGGCAGCAUAUGAUCAAAACUAUUAUUAUUAUUAUUAUUAUUAUUAUUAUUAUUAUUAUUAUUUGACAUGCAUUUAUGUCCAGCCAUCUCGUUGCUUUAUUAUGGGAGAAAUUCUCGUAGACUUUUUUUUUAAUUAUUAUUAUUAUUAUUUGUUUAGUUUUGUUAAUGAGAUUGUAAUUUAUUCUGCGAUGGCUUUCAUAGAUGACACAAAGGGCGAAAUAUAUCCGACACGAGAAGGCUUUUGUUUUGGAGGGGAAGGGAAGAGAAAGACAGAGAGAGGGAGAGAUUUUUUACUUUUCUGCCACAGCCUGGACCGUCACAGAUAAAAUGUAUAUACAUCUUUUCCUACGUGCGGUAGCUUGCUUUUUGUUUUAUGCAAAGACAGACAUCCAGGGACGACUUUUUAUUAUUAUUAUUUGAUUUUUUUUCCUCUCGUGUAGAGACAGCUUUUCCUUUACCCCCCAACCCAUUCUUUCUGCUUUGUGUUCCUCCUGCAGAAACCAGCGAGCAGAAACCAUCGUGGCAUUGAGAUAAUUCCUCAGUAGCUUUAAUGGAUCGAUCCGAGUCAUAAUUCACUGGAAGUCCAAGUUGUGGGAUGUAGACCUGUAGCAACUCAGCGCUGUUUUUCCUCGUUGUUUUGUUCAAUUGCUCGUUCGUUUGGUUUGUUUGUUCGUUUGUUUGAUUUUUUUUUUCUUCUUUGGAGGGGUUUGGGGGAGGGGGGUGCUGUUAUAGGCUAUGUCAUAUUCACUGGAUGAACUUGGGGUAGAUAUAACGCAGAGGUGAUGGGCGCCUGCAGGUGUUUCAUCACUUGACACAUGAACAACGGACUUGCACAUUUUUAAAUAAUGGGGUUGAUAUUAAACAGCUUUUUUCCAA